UCAUCAUCUUUUUCCCCUAUUCCAGAAAAACAAAAACCUUAUGGGUUGCAGUGAUAAAAAUCAAAUCUUAACAAAAUCAACUCAAGUUGAACCAAAAAAAAAAAAAAAAUCUUAAGUAAAGAAUUAAUUUAAUAGUUUUUAAAAUGAUAAAAAAAAUUUAAGCCCAUAUUUUCUUCUCAAACGCAUGUCGUCAUGACUAUUUCUUGACCCAAGUUCCAUUUAGCUUAAAACCUCUUCCAUUCCACAACAUCAACAACACUUCUGCUUAAUUUCGAUCUUUGUUUUUCCAAGUUUUUACCAGCUACUCUUCAUCUCAGUUUUGCAGCUCCAUCUCCAGGAAUCCAACGCCCCCACUUUAUACGCCUCAAUUACUGUACUGUGUGCGUGAGCUCGCGAAUACAGUUUCCAUGGCGGAGCAUGUUAAACAUGUUCUUGGUGAUCAAACAAUUCAUGGUUGCUUCCCAAAGGUUGGUGUUGGACGCCUCAAGGGAUUCGUCUCUACAACUACUAUCUUCAUAUUCUUCUUCUUCCUCCUUGCUAUUGCAGCUCUGCUUAAUUGGAUGGAUAUUCCUAUCAUACAGGGUAUUCCACUUGGGCAGGCACGAAGUUCUGAAAUUCAUCAUGAGAGCGUUGAAUUUCCUUUCAACUGCUCUAAUUUAGUUAAUUAUCCGUCGGUGUUUGAGCCCAAAGAAUCAUCGACUAAUGGAACUUGCCCAGACUACUUCCGGUGGAUCCACCAAGAUUUAAAGCAAUGGGAGAGUACGGGGAUUACAGAAGACAUGAUUGAAAGGGGAAAACCCAGUGCGGAUUUCAGGCUCGUCAUUGUCAACGGAACGGCUUAUGUGGAGAGGUACAGAAUGUCAUAUCAAACCAGAGAUGUAUUUACAAUAUGGGGCAUUUUGCAGCUUCUAAGGUUGUACCCUGGAAAAGUACCCGACUUGGACCUUUUGUUCUUUUGUGGAGACGAUACUGUGAUCAAGAAAAGAAACUACAAAGGACGCUAUGCUGCAUUAGCACCGCCGGUGUUUCAUUACUGUGGAGAGAAGGCAGCACUGGACAUUGUGUUCCCUGACUGGACCUUCUGGGGAUGGGGAGAGGUUAAUAUAAAGCCAUGGGAGGAGACGUUGAGAGCAAUAAAGAAAGGGAAUGAGAGGAUCAAGUGGGAAAAGAGGGAGCCUUAUGCCUACUGGAAGGGUAAUCCACUAGUUUCUAGAGAUAGGAGGCUAAGUUUUAUGAAAUGCAACCUUUCAGCUAAACACGACUGGAAUGUUCGGCUUUAUAAGCAGGAUUGGGGUCAAGAAAUCCAAGGAGGUUUCAAGCAUUCUAAAUUGGAAGAUCAAUGCACCCAUAGAUAUAAAAUUUAUAUAGAAGGAGUGACAUGGUCUGUAAGUGAGAAGUACAUACUGGCAUGCGACAGCAUGACCUUGAUGAUACAGCCUAAAUACUAUGAUUUCUUCUCGAGAAGCAUGGUGCCAAUGCAGCAUUUCUGGCCUAUUCGUCGCAAAAACAGAUGCAAACAUCUUAAGUUUGCAGUUGAAUGGGGCAAUAAUCACCCUCACAUGGCAGAGGCCAUAGGGAAAGCAGGAAGCAAAUUUAUCGAAGAGGCUUUGACAAUGCGAAACGUGUAUGAUUACAUGUUCCAUUUGUUGAACGAAUACGCUAAACUCUUGAAGUUUAAACCAACAAUACCUCCAAAUGCCCAAAAGCUCUGCUCCGAAACCACGGAGCAAGGUUUAUGGAAGGAAUUCAUGGUGCAGUCAAUGGUGAAGUCUCCUAGUGAUAAACCUCCAUGUGCAUUGCCUCCCCCAUUUGAACCUCAAGCCAUUCAAGCUUCUCUGGACGCAAAAGAGAAUAAAACUAUCCUCAAGCCAUUCAAGCUUCUCUGGACGCAAAAGAGAAUAAAACUAGGCAAAUGAAGACGUGGGAAACCGAGUAUUGGAAAAAAACUAAAACAUAAGAAGCAUUAGAUGGUUAGAAACCAAACCUCUUUAAUUAGUUUAGCCAAUUAAGAAAAUAUCAGUAUAUUCUAGGCUACAGCAGCUAAAGCUUGGUGUUUAUAUGUUACACAUAACUGUCUCAAAGUUCGAAGAGCUAUGGGAUCAUAUUAGCGAGUUGAAAUCUAGUAGCGAGAGGAGAGGACGGGCAGUUCAUAGUUUAAUUCUGGAACCUCUGAUUUUAAUGAUUUUAUUGAUCACUGUGAACUGUUGAAUUGGGCAAAAGAUUCUCCUGGUUUGGUGGAUGGCGUCAACUAUUUGGAGUGUAUGAUUAACGAGAAAUAUAGCUUUGGAAGGUAGAAGAAAUUAUUCAUUUGGCAAUACGUGGAGCUUUCCACUGGAUGGGGUGAUCUUAGCUGAAACUUGGUGGUGGCAGAGUGUGUAAGGGUUAACUCGAUGGGGAGGAGCUCCUCAGUUGGGCUGCUAGAAAUUUAAGGUGGAUGCGUCGGAGUCAUGGAACUAGGUUGUGCAAGGGUAAAAGGUGUACUCCGUCCGUGAUCAUGUUGUGUGGUUGGCACACUAGAAUUUUUUGGUGAUUAGCUCCUUGUUUAUGGUAUUUUUCACUGUUUCUUAUCUCUUGUUCAGUUUUCAUUUUGCUUGUAUAGCUAAUAGGUAUUCUUUUCGAAGGUUAAAAUAUAAAAUUUUAUUGUUUAGUUUACAGAAUGUAAAAGGAGUGAAAAAAAGUUGUUAAA
Gossypium raimondii (Peruvian cotton) is the source of this 2686-nucleotide messenger RNA. RefSeq lists its product as uncharacterized. The record is from RefSeq and is a predicted model, not a curated record. The transcript is spliced from 6 exons. Lineage: Eukaryota; Viridiplantae; Streptophyta; Magnoliopsida; Malvales; Malvaceae. Bases 408 to 1916 code for a protein of 502 amino acids.